This is a messenger RNA of Carassius carassius (crucian carp), 2649 nucleotides long. RefSeq names its product protocadherin gamma-C5-like. The transcript has a single exon. Gene Ontology annotation, cellular component: plasma membrane. Gene Ontology annotation, molecular function: calcium ion binding. The coding region runs from base 115 to 2649 and encodes 844 amino acids. NCBI's taxonomy places the organism in Eukaryota, Metazoa, Chordata, Actinopteri, Cypriniformes, Cyprinidae. Gene Ontology annotation, biological process: homophilic cell-cell adhesion. The record is from RefSeq and is a predicted model, not a curated record.
UCAGGAAAGGGCUACAAUGAGUGAUAGUAGCUGUAGAGAAGGAGAAUAGACUCGCGGUUAUGAUGCUGAUCACCACAAAACCAACCCCUCGAUCCAAACGGAUUUGCGAUUUUAAUGAAAAAAGAAAAAACAGGUUUUUGUCUGGAUAUAUGCGAAGCACUCAUUGAUGGAAACGUUCAAAUUACUGUGGAAAUGAGACCCAUUCGAGUGUGGAAACAGGCAGCGCUUUGGCUGUUUGUUUUCUCUCUAUUACGGAAUACAGUUGGAGCUCAAAUUCGAUACACUAUACCAGAGGAACUAAAAGAAGGUUCUGUUGUUGGAAACAUAGCAAGGGACAUUGGUCUAGACAUUUCUGACAUCGCCAAUCGUAAGUUACGGAUAGCCUCUGAUUCUAGUACGCAGUAUUUCAGUGUGGAUACAAGGAACGGUGAGCUGAUAGUCAAUUGUAGAAUAGAUAGAGAGGUGCUCUGUGGACAAAGCGCCAGUUGUCUGAUGCCAUUACAACUGGUUAUAGAGAAUCCACUGCAGUUAUAUCGUGUUAAUAUAGAAAUACAAGAUAUAAAUGACAAUGCACCGAAUUUUCACACAAAAGACAGCAUUUUGAAAAUAGCUGAAUCAGUAGCGUUGGGCGCUAAGUUCCCAUUUGAAAGUGCCGAGGAUUUAGAUGUCGGUAGCAACAGUCUGAAAUCCUACGCUUUGAGUAAUAACGCCUUUUUCCGUUUAAAUGUGAAAACUCUUGAAGAUGGUAAGAAAGUACCAGAACUGAUAGUUGAUAGACCACUCGAUCGAGAGAAACAAUUUGUACAUAAGCUCAUUUUAACAGCAUUAGACGGUGGCGAUCCUGUAAAAUCAGGAACUAUUAUGAUACAAGUAAUUGUUCAAGAUACUAAUGACAAUGAGCCGAAAUUUGAACAAUCGCAAUAUAAAGCAUAUGUGCAGGAGGGUACGACAUUUGGUUCAAGUGUCUUAACCGUGAAAGCCACUGAUUUAGAUGAAGGUCUAAACGGCGAAAUACAGUAUUUUUUCGGUGCACGUACACCAGAUAACGUGAGGAAAUCUUUUAAUAUCAAUUCUGAAACCGGAGAAAUCACAGUGAUUGGAAAACUUGAUUACGAAUUAACAAAAUUAUACACGUUUGAUGUCUGCGCUAAAGACAAAGGAAGCCCAGAGCAGGAGGGCCAUUCUUCAGUGAUGCUGCACGUCAUUGAUGAGAAUGACAAUAUUCCUGAAAUUAUUUUGACAUCUUUACCAAGCCCUGUGUCAGAGAAUGCAACAGUCGGUACAGUCGUAGCUUUAAUCAACGUUAAAGAUUUGGACUCGGGUGAUAAUGGCAAAGUAAAUCUUACCAUCUCCACUCGUUUUCCUUUUAAACUAAAACCAGCAUUUGACAAUCACUAUUCUUUGGUGACUAGCUCACUUUUGGACCGUGAAGCUAAUUCAGAAUAUGACAUAAAAUUAGUAGCUUCAGAUUCUGGUGGACCAUCUUUAAAAUCUACGAAAACUGUAAAUGUAAAAAUACUUGAUGUGAAUGACAACCCUCCAGUAUUCUCACAGCCCUCGUAUACAGUGUACAUAAAGGAAAAUAGCCCGCCAGGUGCUUCAUUGUUUUCUGUAUCUGCAUCUGAUAUUGACCAAGACAAAAACGCAAUACUGAGUUAUUCAAUCCUCGAUUUAACUUCAAAUCAAUUUCCAGCAUCAUCUUAUUUUUAUAUAAACUCUGAAAACGGAACUAUUUACACCAUGAGCUCUUUUGAUUAUGAAAAAACGAAACUGUUCAGCAUUGCAGUGCAGGCUAAAGAUCAUGGCUCUCCGCCCCUGAGUAGCAAUGCAACUGUUCAUGUGUUUAUUUUGGACCAUAACGAUAAUGCACCUGCUGUCGUUUACCCGUCCACAUCCAUGGGGUCUGUCUCUCAUCAGAGGAUGCCCCGUUCUGCUAAAGCAGGACAUCUCGUUACUAAGGUAACAGCAGUGGACGCGGACUCGGGUCAUAACGCCUGGCUGUUCUACAGGCUCGCGGAGGCCACGGACGCGUCUCUGUUCAGUGUCAAUUUACAUACGGGAGAGGUGAGGACUAAACGCGCUGUUUCAGAGCACGACGACUCCUCUCAGAGACUGCUGAUAGAAAUAAAGGAUAAUGGAGAACCGAUCCAGUCCACCACAGUCACAGUGGAUAUACUGAUAGAGGACGGCUUUCAUGAGCCAAUCUCAGACUAUAGAGAGAAAACGAUCGAGCCCAAUAAGAAAACUGGAAAAAUUACAUUAUAUCUGAUCAUCUCUUUAGCUUCAGUGUCAUUGUUGUGUCUAUUGACGUUUUUCAUCUUACUGGUGAAAUGUGCCCGAGGCAGUAGAAGCUGCUGUAUCAGGAGGACAAACUCUGAAUACAAGAACCCCAACAGAAACCUGCAGAUCCAGCUCAACACUGACGGGCCCAUUAAGUAUGUGGAGGUUCUGGGAGGAGACAUGAUGUCUCAGAGUCAGUCCUUUGGCUCCUAUCUCUCUCCAAUGUCAGAAUUCAGUGAUCUCACCCUCGUUAAACCCAGCAGCACCACAAACUUUACAGACACAUUAAACGUGCUUGACGCGUCGUUACCAGACAGCGCGUGGACGUUUGAGAGCCAACAGGUGAGAAACAGAAUAAUGCUUCAUUAA